Messenger RNA from Paramisgurnus dabryanus, 3108 nucleotides. RefSeq names its product solute carrier family 43 member 1b (gene slc43a1b). NCBI's taxonomy places the organism in Eukaryota, Metazoa, Chordata, Actinopteri, Cypriniformes, Cobitidae. Gene Ontology annotation, molecular function: L-amino acid transmembrane transporter activity; neutral L-amino acid transmembrane transporter activity. Gene Ontology annotation, biological process: neutral amino acid transport; transmembrane transport. The record is from RefSeq and is a predicted model, not a curated record.
UUUAUAGACAAAAAGAGCAGAGAGAGAAAGAGAGAAACAGAGAGAGAGAGCAUGCUCGCAAAACUUGACGUAUCCUCUUUACUUUACACCAAAGUGCAGGUACAACUGGAAGUGCAACAUAAAAACUGCAUUAUUACAACAGCGUCCUGAAAAAGAGAAACAGCAUAGAGGACAAUCACACACAAGAUAUUACUCUAAAUAUCAAUUUAUAACAACUGUGCGAUGGCUCCGUCACUCUCGCAAGCCUACAGGAGGCGCUGGUGGAUGGCUAUCACGGCAGUCGUAGAGAACCUGCUCUUCUCUGCUGUGUUGCUAGGAUGGGGUUCCCUCCUAAUCAUGCUGAAGAACGAAGGCUUCUACUCACACCUGUGUACAGAGAAUGAAACAGAGAGUCACACAAAUGUAAGCUUGACUGAAAGAUUGCAUUGGCUGAGCUGUAUUGAGCAGGAGGAGAUUCUGAAUCUGGGCUUUACGAUUGGCUCGUUCAUCAUCAGCGCGGCCACACUGCCUUUAGGAGUCCUGAUGGACAAAUUUGGGCCACGUCCGCUCAGAUUGCUUGGCAGUUCCUGUUUUGCAUUCUCCAUGGUUUUAAUUGCUCUUGCAGCAUAUGAUCCUACAGUGUUAUCAGCUCUCAUAUUCAUUGCCGUCUCUAUGAAUGGGUUCGGAGGGAUCUGUUUAACCUUCACCUCACUGACAUUGCCGAAUAUGUUUGGAAAUGUGCGCUCGACGAUUCUCUCACUUAUGAUUGGCUCUUACGCCUCCUCUGCUGUAACCUUCCCAGGAGUUAAGCUGAUCUAUGACCUAGGUGUGUCAUUUUGUACGAUUUUCUGGGUGUGGGCGGCCUUUGCCUGUCUCGUCUUUGUCAACUGCUUUGUCAACUGGCCAGCAGAAUCUUUUCCUGCACCCGAGGACAUCAGAUACAGUAAAAGGGUGACAUUGAGAGGUCAAGUAGUGGACCAUAAGAUGACUGGAGAUCGCUCUUACAGUCACGUGAUUACCGAAGAACAGGAAGUGACCAAAAAACUGCCUUCAAAUGAUGAAGCGUACCACAAUGGAACAGCAUCGCAGACUCAGGGAUCUCCACCUUUCAGACGUUCCGUGUGUUCGCCAAUCUUUCUGUGGAGUCUCAUCAUCAUGCCGAUGACCCAGCUUCGUAUCAUAUUUUUCAUGGGUGCCAUGAAUAAGAUGUUGGAGUUCCUGGUUACCCAUGGUGACCCUGACCCCUCUGAGGAGUUGAUAAACGAGGCAGAGGAUCAAGUGGGUUUCUACUCGUCCAUCUUCGGCACUCUUCAGCUGCUCUGUCUGGUGAGCUGUCCUCUCAUUGGCUACAUUAUGGACUGGAGAAUGAAGGAGUGUGAUGAUGAAGUGAAUCCAGCAGAUGGAGCUAUAAGUCAGUCUGGGCCUCCGAAGAGGGACAGAAAGAUCCAGAAACUCACCAAUGCCAUCAGAGCUUUCAGCUUUACUAACCUGCUGCUGGUCGUGUUUGGUAUCAUCUCCCUCAUAGAUAACCUACCCAUACAGGUGGUGUCUUUUAUUUUGCACACUGCAGUCAGAGGUUUUAUUCACUCGUGCUGUGGCGGCCUCUAUGCUGCUGUCUACCCAACCAAUCACUUUGGCACUCUGACGGGGCUUCAGUCCAUGAUCAGUGCUGUGUUUGCCCUUCUACAACAACCACUCUUCAUCCUAAUGUUGGGACCAUUGAAAGGUGAUCCUUACUGGAUCAACUUUGCUCUGCUUUUGUUCUCUUUGGUUGGAUUCUUUAUGCCGGGAUAUCUCAUCUACCAUAGAAGACAACUCAUAAAGGAGAAAGCAAUGAGGGAUAAUCUGUCAGUGGGCCAAUCAGCACAGGAGAGCGUCAGUCUCAAGCAAACAAAUGGUUCCUCAAAAUAUCAAACUAAUGGAAAUAUCUGAGGUUACUAAGUUUGAGAUGCGUGUGAAUUAUUACAGAAAUACUCGUCUGAUUAUGACAAUUUUUGUUUCACGGCGCUUCGAAAACUGAAAAAUUGGGUUUGUCUUGUAAAGCAAAAUAACUGACAGACAAAAGUGGGUAAACCUCUCAGAGUUUUUUUUCAGUGUUUGCUAUACUAAGCACUGAAAGUCAUUUUUCUUUAAAAGUCUCACCGUUAUCAGAAAUACGUUUACGGUGUUUUCUUUGCAGUACUCAAAAGAAACCUUCAGUAUUAUGCUACUUGCCUGGCUGACAGUGAUUUACCUUAUAGUCUGAAGUUUGUCUUUGUUUGCUAAAAUAUCUUCUUUAUAAUUUCACAGAUACUGAAAUGUUCAUGAAAAUGAUAGUAGAAUAACAGGGAGGGGUUCAGUAUCUUUAAAAGCAUCUUAACCUCCUCAUAUUCAGAUGCACUUCCUGCCAGAUUGAGGCAGUUGUCCUCACCAAAGGCAAAAAAAAAAGGGGGAUUUGAUUCCGGGAUAAAUAUAACAGUGUCUCAAUGGAAUGGCGAGAAAAAGACUCUACUCAAGGUCAUGGCCUUUUUUCGUCAUAUUGUCAUCAUAUAACUGGGAAGUAGAAGGCUGUAGUUCAAACCAGCCGUUCUCUGUAGUCCUUGAAAAGUGAAUUCUGUUCAAGAAAAUAUAUUGCUUGGCUUUGAGCUUUGUAAUUUGGCAGGUGUUAUUAAAGUUAUUAAUUUAAGUAUUACUAUAGAAAGUACCUUUGCGCCUAAAGAGUUCAUGUUAGUACCUCUAAGGUACUUAUUGCUACCAAAGAGUGUAUAUUAGCACAUAAAAUGUACAUAUUGGUACCAAAUGUAUACACUUCAACGUAAAAAAAUAGCUGUAAUAUUGCAUCUGGUUGCCAGUAAUUUACUGUAGAAGAUAAAGACUGAAAAUGUUUCAUUUUCAUUUAACUUUGAACAAACUGUUACCAGUAAAUAACAUAAAUGUAAAAUCUACAGUAAGUUACUGGCAACCAGCUGUAAUUUCUACAGAUUUUUUUUUACAGUGCUCUAUAUCUAAAUGAUACAUAUUAGGACUUUUUUUUAAAGGGUACUGCCUUGUUUUCUGAAAGUAUACAAAUGCACGUUAUUUUAAAGGAAAAACAUGUUUGUUUCCAUAAAAAAAACUUCAAACUGAAUUGUAUAACUUUUCAUGUCUUUA